AUGCUUGCAGCAACAUGCCAGUGGUUCCAUCGCCUUAUCAUGGAGGAGAGCAUUUGGAAGUUUGCCUGUUUGCGUGAUCUUCAGGUCCCCCAUCCUGGAAACGUGGGCUUCAAAUGGUUCAAGCUUUAUGCUACAGCUUUUGGGACUUCCUUGCAGAUGGAAGUCACUCUUACAUGUUCCAUCAGCAGGAGAAACAUAUUGGACCUCCUGAUAGUGGGCAUAGAUGCUUCUAUAGAUUCUAGGACUAUAUCCCUUAUUACAGUUCCAUAUCACAUUACACCACAGAGAGAUUGGAUGCGAAUAGGAGCAUUUUUCUUUGACUCACCAGUUGCUUUCCUUACGGAGAAUUUGAUUGCUCCAAGGAAAAUCCCACAAGAAGAGACUCUGGAGAAAAUGCUGCAGUUGCAUGGCUGCUGCGUGUUAAACAACAUCAAGACUGGAAUUUGGAUAGCUGGAACAAUGCAGACAUUGGAUGCAAGGCACAUAGAGCUGUUCCUGAAUGAGGGAUACAAGGAUGGGAGCUGGGAGUAUAAUUUGUUAGGAUCCCAAGAUAUUAAAAAGCAUACAGAGACAGCUUCUGGUGGAAUUUUUGACAUCAAACACCUCAAGGAUCCCUCUAACUCAGACAUUUUUGAUCUCAAGAAAUGGGUGGGGAAGCACAGUGACUGGCAGCCAAAAGCUAUGAUAACUCUCCAUGCUGCAGCAGUCAACACAAAUUUGCAAGAAAAUGAAGGCAUUCACGUAAAAUACCAUGCCAUGAGAGCUGGAGAUGAUGGAAAAGUUGUUUCAAUUCGAAUAUCUCAGCAACUCCUGUAA
Ilex paraguariensis (yerba mate) is the source of this 816-nucleotide messenger RNA. The record is from the annotation of a GenBank genome assembly. NCBI's taxonomy places the organism in Eukaryota, Viridiplantae, Streptophyta, Magnoliopsida, Aquifoliales, Aquifoliaceae.